This is a messenger RNA of Quercus robur (English oak), 4472 nucleotides long. RefSeq names its product DExH-box ATP-dependent RNA helicase DExH3. NCBI's taxonomy places the organism in Eukaryota, Viridiplantae, Streptophyta, Magnoliopsida, Fagales, Fagaceae. Gene Ontology annotation, cellular component: intracellular anatomical structure; nucleus. The record is from RefSeq and is a predicted model, not a curated record. Bases 236 to 3823 code for a protein of 1195 amino acids. Gene Ontology annotation, molecular function: ATP binding; RNA binding. The transcript has 19 exons.
UCGACGCAAAACCUCUGCCAAUCCCCUAUCUGCUUUGCAACCACCAAAAAACAACGUUAAACAGACAGAGUAAACUCCCCUACUCUGUCACAAAACCCUAAUUGCAGUGGCAAAUGUCACUCAACUCAACUCAACUCAUUUGAACUAACACACACACGCGCACACUUCCCAAUUCAAUUCCCAUUUACUUAAUCUCUCUCAGACAUUUAUACAAACACCUUUCUUUCUUUCUACCAUGCCCUACUCAGCCAUUUUCCAUGGCUAUAUCAGAACCACCACAGUCCCUUUUCUCGCCAUAUCUCUCAGACCCACCUCUUAUUUUCGAGGCCCCAAUACUCUAAAACCCUCACUGCUACCUUUCUUUUCAAGAAAUAGACACCCGAGGUUUGGGAACUCGCACGUGCGGCCCUACUCGAGGCAUCGGGUCACUUGCUCGGGCCUCGAGGUGGUCCGCAAUGGGAGGCAGAGGAGAGUUGCUACGUCGUUUUGGUACCAGCAGAGCUCCGGGUACGGCCGGUACGCGUACCAGGACGUGUCCAGUGACGAGUCGGACCGUGACUCGGGGUCGACUCAGCAGCAAUUGCAGUGUGCUUCAACCCUAGAUAACAUUGAUGAGUGGAGAUGGAAAUUAACCAUGCUUCUUCGCAACAAAGAUGAGCAAGAAGUGGUGUCGAGGGAGAGAAAAGAUAGACGUGAUUUUGAGCAACUUUCAGCAAUGGCAGCCAGGAUGGGCUUACAUAGCCAUCAAUAUGCAAAAGUUGUCGUCUUUAGUAAAGUCCCUCUGCCCAACUACAGAUCUGACCUGGAUGAGAAGCGUCCACAGAGAGAGGUGAUCUUACCUUUGGGAUUGCAAAGAGAAGUAGAUGCUCGACUCAGACUUUUUCUCUCUCAAAAACCUAUGAGCAAUGGAAGUUUCUCAGAUAAUUCCUUGUCAAGAUCAGGAAGUGAUGAGGGGUUUUACGAGCAGCAGGAGCCCUUGAUAAAGAAUAGUGUUGUCAUGGAGAGAAUCCUCCAACGGAGAAGUUUGCAAUUGCGAGAUAAGCAACAAGAUUGGCAGGAAACUCCUGAGGGUCAAAAGAUGCUUGAAUUUCGUAGAAGUCUCCCUGCAUUCAAAGAGAAGGAUGCAUUAUUAAAAGCUGUUUCUGAAAAUCAGGUCAUUGUUGUCUCAGGUGAAACUGGCUGUGGUAAAACCACGCAACUUCCUCAAUACAUUUUGGAAUCUGAGAUUGAAGCAGCUCGUGGAGCUGUCUGUAGUAUUAUAUGUACUCAGCCUAGAAGAAUAUCUGCCAUGUCUGUUUCUGAAAGAGUUGCUGCAGAAAGAGGGGAGAAACUGGGAGAUUCUGUUGGUUAUAAAGUUCGGCUAGAGGGAAUGAAAGGGAGGGACACUCGUCUUCUUUUUUGCACCACUGGCAUAUUGUUGAGGAGAUUACUUGUUGAUAGACAUUUGAAAGGGGUAACUCAUGUUAUAGUCGACGAGAUUCAUGAACGUGGAAUGAAUGAAGAUUUUCUUCUUAUUGUCCUCAAAGAGCUCCUUCACCGUAGACCAGAAUUGAGGUUGAUUUUGAUGAGUGCAACCUUAAAUGCUGAGCUUUUCUCUUCCUACUUCGGUGGUGCUCCAAUGAUUCAUAUUCCUGGGUUUACAUACCCAGUCCGCUCACAUUUUCUGGAGAAUAUUCUUGAAAUGACUGGAUAUCGAUUGACUUCAUAUAAUCAAAUUGAUGAUUAUGGUCAAGAAAAGGUGUGGAAAAUGCAGAAACAAGCUCAAACUCUAAAAAAGAGGAAGAGCCAGAUUGCUUCUGCUGUUGAGGAUGCAGUUGAAGCUGCCGACUUUAAGGAGUAUAGCCUACGGACUCAGGAGUCUUUAUCCUGUUGGAAUCCUGACUCAAUUGGUUUUAACCUCAUUGAAUAUGUGCUCUGCCACAUAGUCAAGAAGGAAAGGUCUGGUGCUGUUUUGGUUUUUAUGACUGGUUGGGAUGACAUAAAUUCUUUGAAGGACCAGCUCCAAUCUCAUCCCCUCUUGGGCGACCCAAGCAAGGUGCUGCUUCUUGCAUGCCAUGGUUCCAUGGCCAGCUCUGAGCAGAGAUUAAUAUUUGAUAAGCCUGAAGAUGGAGUGAGGAAAAUAGUUCUAGCUACAAACAUGGCUGAGACUAGUAUCACCAUCAAUGAUGUUGUUUUUGUGGUUGAUUGUGGAAAGGCAAAAGAGACAUCAUAUGAUGCACUAAAUAAUACCCCUUGUUUGCUACCAUCCUGGAUAUCAAAGGCUGCUGCUCGGCAAAGGAGAGGAAGAGCUGGUCGGGUUCAAUCUGGCGAGUGUUAUCAUCUCUAUCCCAGAUGUGUAUAUGAUGCUUUUGCUGAUUAUCAAUUGCCAGAACUUUUAAGGACACCAUUACAAUCGUUAUGUUUACAAAUCAAAAGUUUACAACUUGGAAGUAUUUCAGAAUUCUUAUCUAGGGCAUUGCAGGCACCAGAACCUCUAUCGGUUCAAAAUGCUGUAGAAUACUUGAAGAUCAUUGGGGCUUUGGAUGAGAAUGAAAAUCUGACUCUGCUAGGACGCAACUUGUCAACGCUUCCAGUUGAGCCAAAACUUGGAAAGAUGCUCAUAUUUGGGGCUAUUUUCAACUGCUUAGAUCCAAUAAUGACUGUUGUUGCUGGUCUUAGUGCCAGAGAUCCAUUCUUGAUGCCAUUUGACAAGAAGGAUCUUGCAGAGUCUGCAAAAGCACAGUUUGCUGCCCAUAAUUACAGUGACCACCUUGCCGUUGUCCGAGCUUAUGAGGGUUGGAAAGAUGCUGAAAGAACACAAUCCGGUUAUGAGUACUGUUGGAGAAAUUUCCUUUCUGCUCAAACUCUGAAAGCCAUUGACUCUCUUCGGAAGCAGUUCUUCUUUUUGCUGAAGGACACUGGUCUAGUUGAUCAAAACCCAGAAAACUGCAAUAGAUGGAGCCAUGACGAGCAUCUUAUCCGAGCUAUCAUCUGUGCAGGCUUGUUCCCUGGAAUAUGCUCUGUUGUGAACAAAGAGAAGUCAAUAGCACUGAAAACAAUGGAGGAUGGUCAAGUACUUCUGUACUCGAAUUCUGUGAAUGCUGGGGUACCCAAAAUUCCAUAUCCAUGGUUAGUUUUCAAUGAAAAGGUGAAAGUAAAUUCGGUAUUUCUCCGUGAUUCAACUGGUGUCUCCGAUUCAGUGCUGCUCUUAUUUGGAGGGAAUAUUUCCAGGGGUGGACUAGAUGGGCACCUAAAAAUGUUGGGAGGAUACCUGGAAUUUUUCAUGAAACCUGCUUUAGCAGAUACGUUCAUAAGCUUAAGGAGAGAAGUUGAGGAACUAAUACGGAAGAAACUCUUGGAUCCCAAGCAUGAUAUGCAAUUAUACAAUGACAAGCUCCUUUCAACUGUAAGAUUGCUAGUCUCAGAGGACCAAUGUGAUGGUAGAUUUGUCUAUGGUCGGCACCUGCCAGCACCCUCAAAGAAGGCAACAAAAGAUAUGCUACCAGGUGCACUCUCGAAAGGUGGAGUUGAGGGUAAUAAUUUGAAGAAUCAGCUACAGACUUUGCUUGCCAGGGCAGGACAUGAAGCACCCACAUACAAGACAAAAGAACUGAAAAAUAACCAGUUCCGUUCCACUGUGAUCUUUAAUGGGUUGAAUUUUGUGGGGAAACCUUGCACUAGUAAGAAACUUGCAGAGAAGGAUGCCGCUGGUGAGGCUCUACUGUGGUUGAGUGGUGAGAGCCCUUCAGUUUCUACAGAUAUUGACCACAUGUCUAUGCUUCUAAAGAAGAGCAAAAAGAAAGAUCAGAGAAGAACCUCAAUUCGUGGUGCUAAGUGGGGUUAAAAUGAUCAUAGAGAACAGUUAUUGUUAUUUUCCCAAAUGAAAGAUUUGGUGGAAUGGAGUUCAAAUCUUUCCGGACUUGGAGUUGCAACUAGACUGGAGCAUACUUUUCAAAAGAUCUAAAACAGGUGCGGACCUUAGUGAACCCUCCAGACAGUUUAAAGUAGAAGUGAAGCUGCAGUUCAUAAAUUCUAUGACAGUUAUUGACCGUGUUGAAUCCUUAAUUUUGGAAUGGGGGGAUAACAUUGUUCAGAGGCCAAAGUGGAGAUUCUACCGCCACUCAGAUGAAGAAAAUUAUAUUUAAGUUUUACACAAAGAUGCUGCAUGUCUCAGCUCGGAGGCAAGUCACGGCUGCAUAAGUAUACGUCAACUUUUGUAACAUAGGCAGUUUCAGUAGAGUCAUGAAUUUAGCCAAAGGUAAAAAUAUAAACAUUCUUGGCAGAGGAAGAGUUAGCAAGUUAGAAAAAGUUUCUUAAAGCAAAAAUGUACAUGUUAGAUCAAUCUGUGCAAUUCAUUUUUUGUAAAUUGCUUAUGUAAAACCUGAGAAGUCUGUUGGAUGAAAGCCUUUGACUCCUGCUGGAACUGGAAAGUGUGGCUCAACUUUCGGAAGUUGGACCAAGUAUUUAUUUAUUAGAUGCUAAACUUCCUUUGA